Molecule: messenger RNA, 1273 nt
Organism: Arachis ipaensis
Lineage: Eukaryota; Viridiplantae; Streptophyta; Magnoliopsida; Fabales; Fabaceae
Gene: JAZ6
Product: jasmonate-zim-domain protein 6
Biological process (GO): response to wounding; regulation of defense response; regulation of jasmonic acid mediated signaling pathway
Cellular component (GO): nucleus
Source: RefSeq, a predicted model, not a curated record
AGAAUUGGAAUUUUUCCAGAAUAAUAAUUAAUCAGAAAGAUAAAGACCACAUGGUCUUCCACCUCCUCCUCAGACCAAAGCAGAUUCAACGAACAUGCUCCUGAAACUGCAAGACUCUUCCAUAUUCUCUCCCUUGUUCACCUUCCCAAGCUUCUAAUCAUGAACAGAAUAGAGUCUACCAAUUGAAAAAUCAAAUAGAUCGAUAUAAUUUCACACGCAAUCAUCCAACAAAUUCUCUUGAAAAAAUGUCAAAUUUCCCUGAUGCGGUGGCCGAUGGCCGGAGGUCCGGCAAGGCACCGGAGAAGUCCAAUUUUUCUCAGACUUGCAGCCUCUUGAGCCAGUUCUUGAAGGAGAAGCGUACUUCUGGAGCUUCCACUCUCGGAGUUGGUUCUAAAAUGGAGCCUAGAGGUACCAAGGAUUUUCUAGCCAGUAUUCAUAAUUCAGAUGGAGCUUUGAGACUAAAUUCUGCGGCUAUGGAUUCCCUUCCCCAGCUUGUGGAAAAUCCCUGCAUCAAGAAGUCUAAUAUUAGGUCAUUGGAACCUGAAACUCCACAAUUGACCAUAUUCUAUUCCGGAAAAAUGUUGGUAUUUGAUGCCUUUCCACCAGACAAGGCCACAGAGGUAAUGGAGUUAGCCACCAAGUUAGCCUCGAACAGUUCCAUUGUCGAACAAAGCCAGCCCAGUGCUUCGGUUGCGACUGAAAAUUUGAGUAAAGACAAAGUGCCGCAGACAAAUAAUGCCUCUGAAACUCCUAGGCCAGGAAAGCAAGCUGUUGGUUCCGAUAUGAGGUAUCCAAGGAGAGCUUCACUUGUAAAAUUCCUUGAGAAGAGAAAAGAAAGGGUCAUUGCUAGAGGACCUUACCAAGUAAACAACCCAAAUCCCAAGCCUGAGGGUAGCAGUUCCGGCGGCGAACCUUACCCGGUAAACUGCCCGAAUUCGAAGCAUGAGGAAGGCAGUUCAGGGGUUGUACCUGAAGAUCAAUCCUCCAAACACUUUGACCUUAACUCAUAGUGGCAUAGCUCAUGGUGAAUUUAGGUUAUACUGAGAGACUUGGACAGCCAAAAGCUCCUCCUAACUACAUGAUUAUAGUCCUUUUGCCGGUUAUUGGGGGCCUUUAUACAUAUAUAUAUUUAUAAUAUAAAUCUGUAUCUAUUGUUUUCAUCAGUUAGGUCCAAUGUCCUGGACCAAACCAGAAAAGAAAAUUAGUUUUUUAUUGUUACCCGAGAUUGAUUUAGUUCAGAAAAUUUCAAGUAUUUGUGUGCAUUAUUCCAUCA